Messenger RNA from Aspergillus oryzae RIB40, 525 nucleotides. RefSeq lists its product as uncharacterized. Bases 1 to 525 code for a protein of 174 amino acids. NCBI's taxonomy places the organism in Eukaryota, Fungi, Ascomycota, Eurotiomycetes, Eurotiales, Aspergillaceae. The transcript has a single exon. The record is from RefSeq and is a predicted model, not a curated record.
AUGGCAAACUUUCAUCCCCUCAAUUUUAUACCAAAGCACCGCCAGGCCCAGAUUCUGGAGUCACCAGUGCAGUCUCUGAUUGCUGUGCCACACAGCAAAAAGGCUAACACAAAUCAUUGGUGUCUCUACCUCUUGACAUCCGACCGGAGCUCUGUCAGAAUCGAUUGCCAGCCUAGCUACUCCGUCCCAAGUACCAUUCUCCCUGGAGGCUCCAAAGCCUAUGUAAUCAUCUCUGAGCUGUCAUAUACUGUGUCCAAGGAUGCUCAAGCACAAUUUCUUCUUGGAGUCGCCCCCGGCCUGAAGGUCAGGCAUUUUUACGAUUUGCUGAUCGAGAAUGGACGGCACAAAUACGAAUUCGAUUCAAACGGAGUUGGUUGCAGAUUUUGGACGACGGAUCAGAUCAAUCUGCUACACCAGCAUCGGCUUAUCACGGACACGGCACAAGUUACAGUUGCAAAGAACGGGAUUCUUAAACUGUGGCCUGAUCAGACACCCCUCGAACUCGACCGGGGAGCCUACUACUAG